AUGGCCCAACCCUACGAAUCCUACGAGCCCCCUACCCACAUUCCACCCUUCGUGAAACAGCUCACUCCUUACGUCAAGACCCAGCAAGAAGCUCUCCGCAUUCGCCAGGCCUUGACUUUAUACCUGCAAUCGUUGAUUGUCUUCAACGAUGACACAUUCCACACCUCCCACCUCGCUCUAUGCGCACCCACCGAUGCCGUCGUCGAUGUGAAGCGAACACCAGCGGACGUCUCAGGACUAAGAAAGGAGUACCUGAAGGCACUCCAGGCAAAUAUAGCUGCUCGGAAGGAUUUUCGGGUCGCAUCAGACGAUGUGGCUUUGCUGAGACGCCAAAGGGCAUCCCGCACACGAUAUGUUGACCCCGCCGAUCCGCAGGAACCCGGCGCGGACCUGCGAGAUUACGUUUCGCUUUUGCGGGAUCGACGCCGCUAUACGAAGCUUCAGGUCUUCCAGCAUUAUCUAGAGGAGCUGAAGGCAAAGGAGCCGACUGGUCUGGAUUUGGGCGAGGAUUCAAGCCAGGUCUUGUUACCUGAGGGACUGGACGUGGACGGACCAGACCAUAAGGACCCCGAGACAGAUCUAGAGGGAUUGGUACAUAAGCUGGAACGGGCUGUGGUGCGGGCCCGAACACAAUUGGAUCGGGAGAAACGGCUGUUCGAGAAGGUCAAAACGCAGCAUGAUGCCAGAGAAAAGACUUCCGACAGUGUGCCGUCUGCAGUCAAAGCUCAGGCAUUGCAGCGCACACGCGAUGAGCUGGUACAAUGGGUCGAAGAACGAUUGGUCAGUGAAGUAGAUCCGGAUGAGAGUAUGGUACAAGAACUGCCGGCAGAGGAGAUCGAAGAAGCCCAGCGUCUACUAGAACAACACAAGGUGCAAAUCAAGGAGCAGUACGCGGCCUAUCUUCAGGCACGACGAGAGCUUCUUGAUGCUGCCUCCAAAGCCUGUCAACCUGUGACUGUGACCUCGAAACCUCAAUCUCGAUCUACCCACAGAACUGAAAUUCUCGCUGAGGAGUCACCGGCUCCCAGUCCAUUGGACGUCCUGUCUUACGCAACUGAAACUCUCGUUCCCCUGUCCAAAAGCCAGAAAUCGCUAGCUCUACAAAAGUCCUAUAUCUCUGGACUUCUCGCCAAGGAAAAAUCUACGACUCUACGCGCCUUGCACCGUAUACGAGAUGAAAGCCAUCUCCUUCCCGAGUAUCCCCUGCUGGCCCGUCAACCACGCUUCAAGCAUGCAGUUGCGGCCCUCAAUUCACGCAAUCAAUCCCAAUCCCCCGAUCAGAACCAGCCGGAUGAAAUUGUGGGUCUGGCAGAAGCAUGGGCAUUUGCCUCGGAAGCAGCCGCCGCCAACGAGAGCGAUCGUGUACAACAGAAAGUGGUAUUGGGAACGGAAGUUGCACAAGAUGCACGUAAGACGUUGGGCGAAGUUUAUGGCAUCUUGAAGCAAGAAUUGAGCGGUGUUAUGCCAGACGCGGAUCUUGAGACUACGUCAGAUAUCUGGGCCUCCGAAGCUCACACAACGCGAGGGGUCGGCAACCACAGUGGGUCCCGCGAGAAAAGACCAAACGGACCCUGGUCGGGACUGCACGGGCGCAUUGGCCUGGAAUAG
This is a messenger RNA of Penicillium pulvis, 1608 nucleotides long. RefSeq lists its product as uncharacterized. The record is from RefSeq and is a predicted model, not a curated record. The coding region runs from base 1 to 1608 and encodes 535 amino acids. Lineage: Eukaryota; Fungi; Ascomycota; Eurotiomycetes; Eurotiales; Aspergillaceae. The transcript has a single exon.